This is a messenger RNA of Tarenaya hassleriana, 1941 nucleotides long. RefSeq names its product agamous-like MADS-box protein AGL65. Lineage: Eukaryota; Viridiplantae; Streptophyta; Magnoliopsida; Brassicales; Cleomaceae. The record is from RefSeq and is a predicted model, not a curated record. The transcript has 12 exons. Gene Ontology annotation, molecular function: RNA polymerase II cis-regulatory region sequence-specific DNA binding; protein dimerization activity; DNA-binding transcription factor activity, RNA polymerase II-specific. Bases 491 to 1681 code for a protein of 396 amino acids. Gene Ontology annotation, biological process: regulation of transcription by RNA polymerase II.
CCCUCUUUCUCUCUCUACACUGAACACACAUUUUCCGAUGGUCGACGUCUUGAGCUACACAGCGAAAUCGAAGGUUGUCCUUUCGUGAGCUUGUGUGAGCUCUCUCUCUCUCUCUCCCACCAUUAGUCUCCUUCGUCCUCGUCCUCUUUCUUUCGAUUUUUUUCUUCUUCUUCUCCUAGAAUCAUGUUGAUUCAUGUUUCCUCCGUGAUUUCCUCUUCUUGGUAUCUUUUCUUUCCUGUUCGACGCAAAGAUCACGAGGUCUCUGUUUCUGUUCUUUUCCUCGUCUUGUUGUCUGAAAGAGUUCGACUUCGAAUUCUUCAAGUGAUUUAUUUGCUCUCUUCCAAUCUUCAAGGAGGGGUUUUUCUUGAUGGGUUGAACCAUUUUCACGUUGUACCAAAUCCGGCGAGUUCGAUUUUGCGUGACCUUUUUUGUGGUUUGUCGCUUGGAACUAAAAACCCAUUCAAGAAGUCAAAUCCUUUGCUCAUUGAAGAUGGGAAGAGUUAAGCUGAAGAUCAAACGGCUUGAGAGCACAAGCAACAGACAAGUUACAUACUCGAAGAGAAGAAGUGGGAUACUGAAAAAAGCAAAGGAAUUGUCAAUUUUGUGUGACAUUGAUAUAGUGCUUCUUAUGUUUUCUCCCACAGGAAAGCCUACGCUUUUCCAUGGCGAACACAGCGGCAUUGAAGAUGUCAUCGCCAAGUUUUCCCAGUUAACUCCCCAAGAAAGGACGAAAAGGAAACUGGAGAGCCUUGAAGCACUGAAGAAGACUUUUAAGAAGUUGGACCAUGAUGUGAAUAUAAACGAGUUUUUAGGAGCGAGGAAUAAAACUGCCGAGGUUUUGAGUAAUCAAGUAGCGGUUUUACAGGCUCAAAUUACCGAGAUACAUAGGAGACUAAGCUGUUGGGGGAAUAUCGAUAGAAUUGAAAACGUAGAGCACCUCGGGCAGUUGGAAGAAUCGUUGAGGAAUUCCGUCGAGAAGAUUCAGAUUCACAGGGAAAAUUCCAGAAAGAACCAACUUAUACCGGUAGGAUGCACAAGCCAGUUUCACUGUGGAAUAUCGUUGCCAUUGGCAAUGGGAGGAGUGCAAGAAGCUCAUUCGUUAUCUUGGCUUCAUGACGACGAUAACCAACAGAUCAUCAUACCGGGCGAUCCAAGUUUUCUGCUGCAUCGAGACAUGAGGAGUACAUCAACUGUUCCUUCACUUGCGGUCUACUCGGGUUUCUUUGAGCAUGGAAAGCCAGAAGAUCAGAUCUGCAACCCGGGACAGUUUGACAACUUAGGACCCGAACCCAGUACCUUGAACGAGUUAAACAGAAACGGGUGCUUGAGUUUACAAUUCGGGGAGGAAUAUUCAUAUGGUAAUCCAUUUGGUAGUAUGAGCAUGCAAGAUGAUGACAAGAAGUUGGAUCAAGGGAUCGAGUUAAACUUGCAACAAGAUCCUUCGAUGUAUCAAUCUAAUACCAGUUUCCAGUUUCCUCAUCAGCCCAUGGGAACCAGUGAUCAUCAUCAUCAUAAUACAUGGUUCCCAGAUUCUGCCUGUUGUAGCACUUCAGGGUUUGGCCAGACUUCUUACAACCAGGAAGAAGAAAAUGGUGAAGUGAUGAUCCUUACAUGUUUUGGGAAUUGCAGCAAAGGAAUUAACUCAGGUUUGGGAACUGGUAACUUCUUCAGUGGAUGCUGAGGCUUUUGCCUUAACAAAGAGUAGGUUCUGAGUAUGCAUGUUUGUACAUUACAGGAUAUACUGUAUGCCCAGUGUAUAUGUUAGAAUGCACAUGUAUGUAUGUAUGUACGUAUGUACGUAUGUAUACAACAGAAGGGUUUCUUCUAGGAACAUUGUGCAUACAAGAAUGUUGGUGUUAGAGAAUGUAAUAUAAAUGUUACAUUGGUUCAAUUAUAAAAAUUUCGGUGUAAUGUUAGGGGGAAAACUCCUGCUUGAUUUCA